Strongylus vulgaris is the source of this 453-nucleotide messenger RNA. The record is from the annotation of a GenBank genome assembly. NCBI's taxonomy places the organism in Eukaryota, Metazoa, Nematoda, Chromadorea, Rhabditida, Strongylidae.
AUGAUUGUGCAUAAGAUUGUUAUCCUCGCGUGGCUCGCGGAACUCAUCUCAGCCGGUGGAGGAGGAGGCUAUGGUGGUGGUGUCGGUCACUAUGGUGGCGGUGUUGCUGGCGUUGUUGGCGGUGUUGGCGCUAUCGGUGGCCCUAUUGGCGGCGGCGCUGUCGCGGCACCUGACUUCAAUCCAAUCCUUUUGCAAGGAGUCCGUGGAUAUCCUGGAAUCCGAGCUCGGAUAAAUCAACGAGCGUUCCAGUAUGCCAGCGGAUUGAUCGGCGAAUUGCUAAAUCAAGAAAUCAAGAAGGCCAGAAUCCCUCCAAUCACGCAAUGCAUUCCGCAGGUCAAUGGAUGUGUUCAAAUCUACAAUUUGUAUGUUUCUCGUUACCGUUGCCCACAACGAGUCGUCAUCUAUCCAGCACCACCAAAUAGAAUUAUACUGCAAGUGCAGAAUCUGGAUAUU